UCAAAGGAAAGAGAGAUCAAAGAGCCACAAAACUUCCUCGAGUAAACCACCUUGUAUUAUAUUAUUAUAUAUAUAUAUACAAGUUGUGAAAAGGAGACACAUACAGCUGGAAUUAAAUAGUGAUUGAGGGAGAUAUAUAUACAUACCACAAGAAUAAUUCCACAAGUCAUCUAUUCAGGUACAGCUGGUGGAGGCUGUAUUCUGAUGAAUCAUAGUGCUAAAAAUGGUGUAUGCUUCGGAUAUGAUUCAAAUCUCAGGGGCUAAAGUCUGUAAGUCAAAGAGUCUUUCCCCGCAGUGAAUUUUUUGCUGAAAUCUGACAGACCAUCAAAGCAGCCGGUGCCAGGAAUUUGGAACUUUGAUAUCAUUUUUCGGAGUCGCACAUCAAUCUGCAGGGAGAACUAAUGGCAGAAAGAGCAGUGAUCUCUGUUAUUCAAUAUUUGGGACCAUUGUUAGCCAGUGAAGUAGAGUUGUUGAGGGGUGUUCGCAAGGAAAUGGUCAAUAUCAAAGCUGAAUUGGAGCGCAUACACUCUUUCUUAAAAGAUGCAGAAUCAAGAGCAGAAACGGGAGAUGAAGGUGUGAAAAUAUGGGUGAAACAAGUAAGGCAAGUUGCUUAUCGGAUACAAGAUGUUAUCGAUGAACACAUUCUCUUGGUCUCACCAAAACAACCUGGACUAUUUGGUUCCUUGCAUAAAGUCACACGGACGGUCACUAAGCUAAAGCCACGACAUGAGAUAGCUUCUCAGAUCCAAGACAUCAAGACUACAAUCCGUGAAAUCAAGGAAGGAGCUGAUCGAUAUGGAUUCAGCACUAGUACUUCCUCAGAACAUAGCAGCACCAGCACUAGCAGCAUCACCAAGGACAACAUGUGGCGUGACCCUCGACUGGCUUCCCUUUUCAUAGGGGAUGACGAAGUCAUUGGCAUUGAAUCUCCCAAAUAUGAACUGAUAAGCAGAUUGGUUGACCAAAAUCAAUCACAACGAGCAGUGAUCUCGGUGGUUGGCAUGGGUGGAAUUGGCAAGACCACUCUUGCCAAGAAAGUUUAUGACAGCCAAGAAGUGGUUGCACACUUCAAUUGCAAAGCGUGGAUCACUGUCUCUCAAUCAUACAAGCCAGAGGAGCUCCUCAAGACAAUGAUAAAGGAACUAUCAGGAGAUGAUGUUCUACCUCUACCUAAUGAGGGAAUUGAUUCACUCAUAGCCAAGCUAAGAGGAUAUUUAUGCGAAAAGAGGUACGUCAUUGUGUUUGAUGAUGUAUGGGAAACUGAUUUUUGGGGAUCCAUAAGACAUGCUUUACCCAAAAAUAGUGAAGGCAGUCGGGUAAUCAUCACCACACGCAGUGAACAGGUUGCUACAUUUUGCAAAGAAAUUUCAGUGGAUCAUGUCCACGAGCUUGAAGCCCUAUCCGAAGAGAAGGCUUGGGAACUCUUUUGCAAGAAAGCCUUCCAAUUGGACUACGAGGGUCAUUGUCCCCCUGAGUUGGAGGACGUAUCACAUGCAAUUGUUAGAAAGUGUCAAGGUUUGCCACUUGCAAUUGCAGCUAUAGGCGGUCUCUUGUCCACCAAAAACAAGGGUAUGUCCGAAUGGCAAAAAUUCUAUGGUAGCAUGAACUCUGAGUUGGAAAGGAAUCCUAACCUUAAAAGCAUUAGCAAAAUUUUGUUGUUAAGUUAUAAUGAUCUGCCUCAUCACCUCAAAUCUUGUUUCUUGUACUUUGGCAUAAUGCCAGAAGACUACUCUAUCAAAGCUGGGAGACUAAUUCGGCUAUGGAUAGCUGAGGGUUUUGUUGAAGAACAGAACGGAAAAACAUUGGAAGAAGUUGCAGAGGAAUACUUGACUGAGCUGAUCCAUAGACGCUUAGUUCUAGUGUCAACAACAAAAUUUGAUGGAAGAGUUAAACAGUGUCAGGUACAUGAUGUAGUGCGAGAGAUUAUUCUCUCAAUGUCCAAGGAGUUUAGUUUGUGUCAAAUUUUGGAAGAGGAGAAUUCAAGUUUCAAUGCCACAACUCGCCGGCUAUCUAUGCAUAUGCAUUACUGCAACAUGGAUAAGGUUAUGAAAAGCAUUAGUAAAUCCCCAGUUUGUUCUGUUUUUCUUUUUCAAGUGGGAGAGCUGCCCAAGAAGGCCUUAUUGGGUACACUAGCUGCAAAUUUCAAGCUUUUGAAAUUGCUGGAUCUUGAGGAUGCUCAUUUGGAUCAACUUCACGAAGAAGUGGGAAAUCUAUUUCUUUUGCGAUACCUAAGCAUAAGGAGCACACAAGUGGAGAUAAUUCCAAAGUCCAUAGGUAAGCUGCAAAACCUAGAGACUUUGGAUCUGAAACAUUCCCCCGUGAGAGAGCUCCCAUUUGAUAUCAGUAGGCUCCAUAAGUUGCGACAUCUUAUUGCCUAUUCUAUUAUCUAUGAAUGUGAAUACUUUGUGGAUGGGAUAGCAGGAGUGAAGAUACAGGGAGGGAUUGGGGGUUUAGAGGAGCUGCAAAUUUUGUGUUUUGUGGAGACAAAUCAUGGCCUAAUUAAAGAGCUUGAGAAAUUGAGGCAGCUAAGGAAGUUGGGAAUUACGAAAUUGCAAAGGGAACAUGGGAGGGGUCUAUGUGCAGCCAUUGAGAAGAUGAAAUACCUUCAACGUUUGAGUGUAUGGGCCUCAAGUGAUGAUGAGAUUUUGGAUUUACAGUAUAUAUCAUCUCCACCUCAAUAUCUUCAACGUCUCAUGUUGGUUGGACGUUUAAAGAAGUUGCCCGACUGGAUCCCGAAACUUCAAAAUCUAGUCACAUUAACUCUAUCGGGUUCAGGUAUUACCAACAAUGAUCCAGUAAAAGCCCUUCAAGUCUUACCUAGUUUAGUACGUCUUUGGCUUUGGGAUGCAUAUUAUGGGGAGCAGUUGUAUUUUGAGGUUGGCGGGUUUCAAAAACUUAAGCAACUACGUCUCAUAGAGUUCAAGGGAUUGAAUUCGGUGAUAACAGAGGAAGGAGCAUUGCCUCUUCUUGAAGAGCUAGCAAUUGGGCCUAGCCCACAACUAAAAGAGGUACCAUCUAGCAUCCACCACCUCCAAAAACUCAAAACUCUUAAGUUUUGCUGUAUGCCGGAAGAAUUCAUAGAUAGAAUGGAACCCAAACCCAACCAAGGAAAAGACUACUGGAUCGUCGAGCAUAUCCCUUAUGUCGAGCUCUGGUCUUAUAUCGGAAAACAAAAAUCUAUGACUAAAAUCGACAAUCUUGAAGAAUAUUUCAAUCGGAAGGUGGAAAACGCAAGGGUUAGGGAAGAUAAAAAUGAAUCUCAAAGUUGAAUGUCAGUUCAAUUAACUGUAAGGUCUUUGCUGCCGGCGCUUAUCAUGGAAGGAAAUUCAAUUGCAAUUUGCAGACACCAAUUCAAAUACUCCAAGCUGCCAAUCACCUCAUGAUUAAGCAAACCCUUUUCUAUUAUUGUUGAUUUUUAUUUCCUUUUGGAUUGCAAAAAACAAAAACAAACAAACAAAAAGUGUCAUCUCUGCCAACAGACAUUUUUUUUGCUACGACAGUGUAUUGGAUUUCUGUCAUCAAAACUUAUUUCAUGAUAACCACAACUACGUAACUUUAAUUUAGACAAACUUAUGAUCAUACAUUCCUUCUUGUUGUAUCUCUAAUCUAAAUUUUGUGUUUGUUCUUUUCUUUCUAUUUUUUUUUUAUUCUUCAGUAUGUAAUAUAGAGCUAAUGUUUUGCAUAAGAAUGUAGUAACCAGGUUUAGGUUAUCACUGAACCUUUAUUGACUACUGUAUUUUUAGGGAAGAAUUAU
This is a messenger RNA of Camellia sinensis, 3754 nucleotides long. The record is from RefSeq and is a predicted model, not a curated record. NCBI's taxonomy places the organism in Eukaryota, Viridiplantae, Streptophyta, Magnoliopsida, Ericales, Theaceae.